CCUUAAGCCUUAAGAGAAGUUGGGUGAGCGACCAAUCCGGUGCUGUUCAUCCACUCACCCAUCCACCCAUCCAUCCAUCCAUCCAUCUAUCCUGUCCGUGUGCAUCAACCGAAGCAGGCCACCUAAUCUCAACGCUCAGAGCAGACCCACACGCAGGAACGGUUGAGUUGUGGCUGACGGGACGGCUGAAUUUAGCCGUGAUUGAGGCAUUGAUUUCGCUAUGGCUGACGAGGAAGAUUUUCUGUACGGAGGCGGACCCGAAGCCCAAGAAGACGAAUCUCAACCCCUGCCCGAGGAAGCCCGGCCCACCAACGGGCCAGCGGCGGCCUCGGAUCCAUCAGGGGAGCACUCCUCCCACCAUCAAGUUGAAAACGCUCAGGGAGAAAGUGACAAUGGACUGAACGAUUUGGAUGACAUCGAUGACAAUGCCGGCAAUGGCGGGGAAGAAGAACAAGACGAUGAAGUCAAUACUAAACCUAUUUUAAGUGGAGAAGAUCCCAAUGGAGCCGGUGAUAACGAACCCGAUGAGAUGAAUGGGGAGCCAGUGGACAAAGACAAAAAUGGGGAUUCCAACGAUGAGGAAGAGGACGACGACGACGAUGAUGAUGACGACGACGACGACGACGACGACGAUAACAUUCAAAUCUCGAUUGAUCAGAACAAGAUUGAUGAGACGCGAACAUCCUAUCAACAUUUCGGCAUCAAAUCCUCGACCGUGCGGACACUGCCUGGCAAAAAGGAGGGCAAGUUCAGCACCGAGGAAUUUGAUCAAGUGGGCGCGGUCAAUGGCACACCCGUUCAGGAAAUGGAUAUGGAAUCGCUCGAGGAGAAACCCUGGAAAAAACCCGGAGCGGAUAUUACGGAUUAUUUCAAUUAUGGUUUUACUGAAGACACUUGGCAAGCGUACAUCAUGCGGCAAAGAAAGCUGAGAAACGAAAGUGGCCUCGGUAUGCCCGGUUAUUCCAACAGUAUCAUCAGUCGAACGAUCGCCCCUGUUUCUAUCACUGGCUUAUCCACAAUACCAAAAACGCUUCCUACCGUAUUGAAUCGGGCACCGGUGGUGAGUGAUCUCCAGAAGCCUCCACCAGCACCCGGUCCGAUUUCGGUUCUCACGGGUGACAAACGCCCCGACUACCCACAAAAGGUUCUCAAUAGUAUAGAUUUCUCUGUCCCGCCUCCGGGAAUGCCCCCACCUACCAACCUGCCUCCACCAAAUUUCGAAGGACCACCACCAGCAUCGGAAUUCCCCGCAGAGGAUCCCUUUGGUCAAAGCGACUUCUACACAGGUGGAUACGAACCCACCAUGGAGUCCCAGUGGGACGCUCCUCCAUCCACUUUUAGUGCACCCCCGCCAGGUGACGCACCCCCUGGCGACCCUGGCUAUGAAGAUCGCAGGGAUGUGUGGCGAGAUCAAGGGCGACGCUCAUCACGCGAUAGUCGGGAUCGGGACCGGGAUCGAGAUCGCGAACGCUAUGCUGAGCGCGAGCGAGGUGCAGAGAGGGAUCGAGACCGUGAACGCGAUCGCAAGCGUCGCCGAACUCGAAGUCGAUCUCGUGACCGCCACCGGGAGCACCGGGAUCGUGAGCGCAGUGAGCGGCGUGAGCGAGAAAGAGACCGCGAUUCUGCUCGAGAAGGGCGAAGUAGUGAACGCAGGUCAGAACGAAAAUCGCGAAGUCGCUCGCCAAGUCACCGCAGUAGCAGCCACAAGAGGAGUAAACGAGACAAGCGCGUGAAAGAAGAGAUCAAAGAGGAACGGCCAGAUGAUUGAAUAUUCUAUUGCCGAAUAUUAAAACUUCCAAGCACA
Tigriopus californicus is the source of this 1804-nucleotide messenger RNA. It is a transcript of the gene Fip1, whose product is annotated as pre-mRNA 3'-end-processing factor FIP1-like. Bases 221 to 1768 code for a protein of 515 amino acids. NCBI's taxonomy places the organism in Eukaryota, Metazoa, Arthropoda, Copepoda, Harpacticoida, Harpacticidae. The transcript is spliced from 3 exons. The record is from RefSeq and is a predicted model, not a curated record. Gene Ontology annotation, molecular function: RNA binding. Gene Ontology annotation, cellular component: mRNA cleavage and polyadenylation specificity factor complex.